This is a messenger RNA of Daldinia decipiens, 2651 nucleotides long. RefSeq lists its product as uncharacterized. NCBI's taxonomy places the organism in Eukaryota, Fungi, Ascomycota, Sordariomycetes, Xylariales, Hypoxylaceae. Bases 211 to 2475 code for a protein of 754 amino acids. The record is from RefSeq and is a predicted model, not a curated record. The transcript has 4 exons.
AGAAAGGCGAAGGACUCUACCAAAAAGAACUUAUGUCAUUAAAAUAAGCUGUGCUAUUGUAUAAGACGGCCACGAUUUGAGAUGCUUUAAUUUGUCCUAUGCUUUUAUUAACGAUUCUCUUUACAUCUGAUUUAUUGGCGUUUUUUCUACCGUUUCGAGAAUAGCGGGCAUGAAUUACGUACCAUACACAAUUGAUUGCGGUGAGCGAUAAUGAAUACAGACUACAACCUCGACGAGCUGGACACGGCUCUUAGCGAGUCCCGCCACCAAGCUGCCGCCGUAGCCGGGCCUCCGAGUCGGCAGGAAAGUUCCCGCCGCACGGCAUCUAGCACCCGGCGCGGCAGCUUAGUUCCCGGAAUGGGUGCCCUUUCUUCGGCUACAUACAGCCCGGGAAAACAGCACCAACGGCCCCGACUCGAUGAACUCAACCUCUUCAACUUCGACCUCCGCGAGCUCGUCCGCGAUAUUCUCCUACCGACGGGCCAAGAGACUCGUGUUUCGUACCACGAAUAUGCUGUCUUCCGGCCGGGUGAAGAAAACGACGAGACCCGCUCUCCAAGCAUCAUGUCCGAAGGAGAGGUCGCACUGCGGAUGUUUCGAGAUGCGGUUAGACACGGACAUGGCUUGGACUACGAGGGAAAUUUCACUCCUGUGCCUAAGGGGAAAAGCUUGCUUCAGGGAAGAGUGCGACAAGUAAUUGCCCACCGACGUGCUCGUCAUGAAGAAGAACAACACAACACGAAUAUUACAGUCGAUGGUUUGUAUCUUACCGUGGAUGAUUAUGAAUCUUUAGGGUUGCAUUCCGGUACCCUGCCUACCCUGCAACGGGUAACCCUCGAAUCGUCGUUCUGGGACUCGAGAAGGGAGACGAUGUAUUUAAUCCUAAGCUUCUCCUCUAGUCCACAGCCGCCAUACGACUUCCUCUCAAUGGCGUACAGACUAAAGACCAGGACGACAACCGCCCUCAUAAGGCGAUCUUUUGAUACAAGGUGGCAUGCCGAUGAUGCGUUGGACGAAUAUGAGCGUCGGCUGGACUCUUGUAGGGCACGCUGGUCUCACCCGCUCGUAUUGCCAGUCGUCCUCUUACAGGUACAGCUAUUUCGCACCGAAGAGGCGGUGAACGCCAACAAUGCCGAAGUGCUGGAGCUCGAGGCGCACGUCGAUGCGGUGACGGGCACGAUAGGGCGGGCUAACGCCGAAGCUUGGUGGCGAAAUCACCAAGGAGAGAAGAAUCAGCAUUUCAAACCUUUAAAGCGUUUCUCGUCAAAUCUUAAGGAGAUGGUCGAGUCUAAGGUCGGACGAAGCCACGAGUUCUCUCGCAACGUUACGCCUUCGACCGGACCAGAGGUAGCUAGUUACUACGAUCCCGACUACGUGCCGCCGCAGACAAUUCACCUGAUGAAAGAAGCCCACGACGUGCUCAAAGGAGCCAUUCAGUUACUAGACACGCUGAGAUGGAUGGAGCGCGCGUUGAAACUCAUCAUCCAAGCUGGUGACGAGCUAGACAUGCGCAUAAAGGAAUUGAGGGCUCAGGCCGUAGCAAGAGGGGAACUUAAGAGAGACGAGGCCGACGAGUUCGAUGACGAGCUUACCGUCCACUGGCAUGAGAUCAGGCAGUAUUUAGACUGCACGUGGCGGCUCUGCACUUCACUCGAGACGGAUCGGCGUAUGUCAGAACUGCGCUGCCGGGCACAGAUCGAUAUUAUCUACUCGAAGAUGGCGCAGGAGGAUAACAACCUCAAUGCGCGCAUGGCAGUAGCAUCGACAAGGGACAGCUCUUCGAUGAAGGCAUUGGCCGUGAUCACCGCCCUCUUCCUACCGGGCGAAUACAUCGGCACGCUAUUCGGCGUGUCCAUGUUUAACUGGGAGACAGGCACGGCAGGCGACCCGGCUAUAUCAGCGGAUGCGCCCCAGGAGUGGCCGCAUCCCGUAGUCAUGCCCUCUUUUUGGAUUUAUUGGGCUUUCACGAUCCCUCUUACACUGUUAAUCGUCGGCGGGUGGCGUGCGUGGUGGGUCAACCAGGACCGUUAUUUCCGCCGCCAUCUCAGCACCGACCUUAGCGACGAGCGGUACUGGACUACCGACGGCCGGCCUCGUGAUCUCGAGACUACUUUCGCGCAGGACUUCUUCAGCGUGCUUAGCCGGAGCGGCGCCGGGAGUACCUCUAACAGCACGAUCCUCGGGAAGAACCAGGGUGUGCGAUCUAGGUCGGGAAGUGGGCCUAUGAGGGUGUCCAGUUUCGAUGUCAACAGGUCUCAAAUCCGGACCCCUAUCCCUUCAAGCUCCAUGUCCGGCUUGGGUUUGCCCAAGCACGUGCCGACGCCGAGUCUGGUAUAUACCCACGUGGGCAAGGACAGGGAGACUACCACCGAUUCGGAGCGUGAAGGCGAAGGCGGGGACGGGGCUAUGCGGUUUAGACAGAUUUCGUUUGCUAGAGGACCGCGGAUACGGAAGCAGGAUGAAUCUGCGGUUUAAACGAUGCUGUUUAAGAUGCCAACCAAGUUGAUUAUACCGUUGAGAUUGGUUAUAUAUCUUACUACCUUAUACUGCGCGGCCACUAAUUAUAGAGAAAGAUAGAACAGUACGCUAGGUAAUAUUAAAUUGAUAAUACAAGUUCGCCCCCUAUAUUGUUUUUAGGUAAUAAAAUGUUU